AUGAGUCCUGCGGGUCAUCAUCCAAACAAUGCUCCGGAGACGACGGCGCCACCUCCUCCACCGUCCGACACGCCGUCUUCGAGCAUUAUCACCAACGCGACGCAAUACACGUCGCCGGGUGGCGGCAGACACCAAAUGGUUUCGCGGGCAUCCACCGUCUCGACUACUGCCACUCCACAACCCGUUGCAGCAUCGCCAUCAUCCAUGCUACAAUGGACCUCGUCCAUGUUGCACUCGUCUCCAUUCCCAUCCAAGGACAAGUCUGCUGGCGUGUCGGCGUUUGACAAUCAUCACCACCACCACUCGCCUGCUGCGACAGUAUCGUUCGAAGAUAUCUUGUCCGAACUGCAGUCGUGGAACGAUUGCUUGUUUGAACAGCCGCAUCUGCACAGCAGUCAUGGCGGAUGCCUUCCGCCGGCGAUGACGCUUUGCAAUUCGGACGUCUGCCACACUACUGCACCGCACUCGCACUGGAUGCCCACCAAUGCUGAGCAGCAGCAGCAGCAGCAGCAUACUCCAGGCGCCUUGCAGAACAGCGGAGGCGGCCCGCAAGACGCACGGCCGCAACUGUGUCAGUGGGGAGGAUGCAACGAGCGCUUUUGGACAGUCGAGGAGCUGGUUGCCCAUGUCAAUCACUCACAUCUCGUACGUCAAAAUGCGACUACCGACGGUGCGCAACAAGCAUCGGUGGCGGACAGCUCGUUCCUCGCAUCCAUCUCGCAGGGUGCAAAACCCGUGGUGGAGUCGCGGACACAGUCGAGCGCAGAGGUGCAGGCUGGUGCGGGCGGCCACCUCGAAUGUCUUUGGAAAGACUGUCACCAGGUACCGUUGCCCGGCAAGCCAGAGUUUGGGACAUUUACGCCCACGACCGAGGCGGAUUUGUGGAAGACGCACGACCCGGCAGCAGCAGUAGGCGGAGCAACAGGUCAGGACGACAAGAUCUCGCUCGCCAUCCUACAGCAUCUCUUGCACGACCAUCUUGGUCAGCAAUCUACCGCGCCUUUCUCACUUAAAGGUGGCGAUCAUCCACCUUUCACCCCACCAGCCCCCUCUUCUCCUUACAAGCUCGGUGAUGCUGGUCUGUCCACCUCUAAGGAUAGCGCGGCAUCUUCGAAGUUGGCCGGCAGCAAGCGCAAAAGUAGCCAUGACAGUGGCCUCAGCAGCAGUUGCAGUUGCAGCAGUAGCAGCGAGCCACACCAACUGCAAUGUCGAUGGCAAGGCUGCUCGGCAAGUUUCGACACGCAUUCAGCGCUGACGGAGCACAUCGAGCUAGUGCAUGUAGGCUCCGGCAAAGCCGAAUACGAAUGCGGCUGGGUCGGGUGUGCCCGGCAUGCAUCUGGCCAAAAAUUCUCGCAAAAGCAAAAAGUGCUGCGUCACAUCCAGACGCACACCGGCGAUCGACCGUUCAAGUGCUCCGAGUGCGGCAAACGGUUCAGCGAGCAGAACACGCUAGCGCAGCACAUGCGCACGCACACGCUCGAGCGGCCGUACGUAUGCGACUAUCCGGGCUGCGGUAAAGCGUUCAGCGUGGCUGGCUCAUUGACGAUUCACAAGCGCACGCAUACGGGCAGCGGCAAGCCAAACACCGGCCAGCACCGUACAGUAUACGACGACUUUUUCAACAUUCUCGAAUCGCCCAACUCGCCGAACACAACUGUCUCCGUGGCGUCCACCUCGCCAACCUCGCUCACGCUCGCCGACGGCCUGGUGCUCUCGGAGCCGAUUGUGAUCCUCAACAACCACGUCUUUCUUUGGGACCAUCCGAAGCUCAAUCAGGACUACGCCGUGCCGAGCGGGAUCGGAUGGGAGGACUGGCUGGGAAGUGGGCAGGCGGUGAAGCCGGGUGUGAAGCUCGAGGUCAGUGAGAAGGUGAAGGAUGCAUUUCGGAUGUUCGAAUUGGUGGACGAGAGGCCGGAGAUCCUGCUUUUUGGCACGGGAAAGCGGGUUUUGCCACCUCCCGCGCCCAUCAGGCAGUGGUUGAACGAGUUGGGUAUCCAGCUGGACGUUCAGAGUACUCACGACGCAGCAUCGACCUUCAACAUGCUGUCUGAGGAGGAUCGCAAAGUAGCCGCUAUCCUGAUCCCCGCCGAACCCACUCCGAAGAAACGCUACACCCCGCAAGACUUGCAGCGUCUGCUUUCGGGUCAAGAGCAAUAA
This is a messenger RNA of Sporisorium graminicola, 2157 nucleotides long. RefSeq lists its product as uncharacterized. Lineage: Eukaryota; Fungi; Basidiomycota; Ustilaginomycetes; Ustilaginales; Ustilaginaceae. Bases 1 to 2157 code for a protein of 718 amino acids. Gene Ontology annotation, molecular function: DNA-binding transcription factor activity, RNA polymerase II-specific; RNA polymerase II cis-regulatory region sequence-specific DNA binding. The record is from RefSeq and is a predicted model, not a curated record. Gene Ontology annotation, cellular component: nucleus. The transcript is spliced from 3 exons. Gene Ontology annotation, biological process: regulation of transcription by RNA polymerase II.